UUAUUAUUCACGUGCGUGAAUAAAUGCGAAAAUUUUGUCCUAUUCUUGCCUGUCACGUAACCUUGUCUCUUUAGGAAUAAAAGGGUCCCACCAAUAACUGUCUGCCACGUCAUGAUACUCCAACAGAUCAAAAACCCUAUUCCAACACUAUAAAUUAAAUUUCUAACGCCCGCUCUUCCCAAAACCAGACCUCUUACUUUUCCUUUUUUUCCAAAUCGAUUCCAAUGGCACCAAAGCGGCUCAUCGAUGAUCUACCAUCGGCUCAUGCCGUCUCUGAUGCAGAAGAAGAAUCCGGUUUCGAAACUCUUGGAGAAGAUCCAGAAAUCAAUAAUCUAAUGCAGAACUCUGAGGAUGAAAACGAAGAACAAACCUAUGAAGAUGAAGAAGACGAGGAAGAUGAAGAAGAAGAGGAAGACGAAGAACAUGCAAUCCCUUCUCCUAUCGUAUCUAAACGUGAAAAAUCUCCUGAAAAAGAUUUUGGCUUCGUUUCAGAUUCCGAUUCUGAGAAAACUCAAUCCUCCCCUAGUGCUUCUGCUUUCACCAUCAAAUCGAUUCUUAGAAAAUCGGCUUUUGGGUCUUCUAAACCUAAGAAGGGUUCUCACAAAUCGAGUAUUGAUUGUGCUAUUGUCAAGCCUGUUGGUUCCGGGUCGAAGCGGCCGAUUGAGAAUAACUUUCAUGGGAAUGAGUUGAACAAGAAGAAGAUCAAGAGGGUAAUCAAUGGCGAAGAUAUUGAAGAAGGAAAGAAAGUUUCUGGGUCUGGAAUUAACAGGCUUUGGAGUGAGGAUGAUGAGAUUUCUAUAUUACAGGGCAUGAUUGAUUUUCAAUUGGCAAAGGGGUCUGAUCCUUAUGCUGAUAUGAGCCAAUUUCUUGAGUUCAUAAAGAAGAAUCUAAGCGUUGAUGUGUCUAAGAAUCAAUUGAUUGAUAAAGUCCGGAGGUUGAAGAAGAAGUACAGAAACAACUCGGAGAAGGGAAGGAAUGGGGACGACCCUGUAUUUUUGAAGCAACAUGAACAUAAAUCCUUUGUGCUGUCAAAGAAAAUCUGGGGCAAUGAAGCGAAAAAAAAACCAAGGAAACAAAGUGUGAAAGCUAGCAAUUCAGUGUCUAUAAGCUCGCCGAGAGUAGAUAUGGAAGCAGCAAAGAAAGAGGCUUUGAAUGUUGAGAGUAAGAUAUUGCCAGAGGAGUUUCUAUCUGAAUUUCCAUGGCUGAAAGCUUCGAUCAUGGUGGAGAAUGAUAAGUUCUGUUCAGAAGGGUUAAUGCGGCUUCUAAGAGAAAGAAUGCCAUCAAUUGGCAGUGAAAAGGCAAAAGAAUUGGAUGAAAAGUGGAGGAAAUUGGGAGAGAGUGAAGUGGAAUUGUAUCUGAAGAAGGUUGAAUUAGUUAGGGAACAAUGUAAACUAAUAUUGGAUUCAAUGGGGAAGGCAAGGAGAGCAGCUAGCUAAAGCUAAUCAAGGUAGUAACAAUUACUUUCUUGAGUAAAAUUUUUUUCUGCUCUGAAAUUCUUUGAACUAUGAGCAUUUUGGAGUAUACCUGUCUACAAUGGCUAGGAACAGUUGCUACUGUAUUUUUCUGAGUUUUAAUAUUUAAUAGAAGAUAUUCCUUUUGGGUGUUUUUACA
This is a messenger RNA of Cucurbita pepo subsp. pepo (vegetable marrow), 1611 nucleotides long. Its product is annotated as STOREKEEPER protein. The record is from RefSeq and is a predicted model, not a curated record. Gene Ontology annotation, cellular component: nucleus. Gene Ontology annotation, biological process: regulation of DNA-templated transcription. NCBI's taxonomy places the organism in Eukaryota, Viridiplantae, Streptophyta, Magnoliopsida, Cucurbitales, Cucurbitaceae.